AUGGCCACCGCUGCAGACCGUCCACUGACGUUCUUCGAUAUCAAGAUCGGGGAUAAAGCCAUCGGACGGAUCGUGUUUUCACUCUACUCCGACCUCGUCCCUCGCACGGCCGAAAACUUUCGAGCGUUAUGUACGGGUGAAAAGGGGGUUGGCAGCAAAGGGAAGCCCUUAACCUACAAGGGAUCUGGAUUCCACCGUGUGAUUAAAGCGUUCAUGAUUCAAGGCGGCGACUUUACAGCUGGCAACGGAACUGGUGGCGAGUCUAUCUACGGGGACAAGUUUGAGGACGAGGGGUUCCCGCCAGAGCUCCGUCACAACCGCCCGUUCUUACUCUCGAUGGCCAACUCGGGGCCGAACACGAAUGGAUCGCAGUUCUUCAUCACGACCUUUGCCACGCCACAUCUCGACGACAAGCACGUCAUCUUUGGGGAGGUCAUCAAGGGCAAGUCUGUCGUGCGGCAGAUCGAGAACAACCCCACCGGCCAGGGCGACAAGCCUGAGCUCCCUGUGGUCAUCGCGGAUUGUGGUAUUUUGGCGCCAGACGACCCGAGUCUGACCGAGGUUACCGUUGCGGCUGAUGGAGACAAGUAUGAGGACUACCCUGAAGACGAGGAUGAGGAUACUUCGAAUCCCGCGACUGCUCUGCGGAUCGCGCAGGAGGUGAGGGCCAUCGCGACUGGCCUUUACAAGGAAGGAAAACUUGCUGCAGCAUUAGAUAAAUACCAGAAAGCGAUCCGGUAUCUAGACCUCCACACCCUACUACCAGAGGACGAAAUCGAGCUACAAAAGUCAUACGACGAGCAGCUGACACCACUUUUGCUCAAUUCUGCACUUAUUGCUGUUCGUAUACAGCCACCUUCUUCGGAUGACGCAGCGUUGGCUAUCAAGGCAGCUUCACGUGCGCUGUCAACGCUCAGAUCGUUGAGCGAUUCUGACAAAGCCAAGGCUUUGUACCGACGCGGGCUGGCGCACAACAUCCAGAAGAACGAGGACGAUGCUGAAGCAGAUUUUGCGGCUGCAGCUGCUCUUCAACCAAACGAUGCUGCUAUCGCUACCGAACUAGCGAAUGUUCGGAAGCGGAAGAAGGAGAAGAAGGUAAAAGCGAAGAAGGCGUAUGCCAAGAUGUUUGCGUAA
Mycena indigotica is the source of this 1134-nucleotide messenger RNA. Its product is annotated as PPIase cyclophilin-type domain-containing protein. The record is from RefSeq and is a predicted model, not a curated record. Lineage: Eukaryota; Fungi; Basidiomycota; Agaricomycetes; Agaricales; Mycenaceae. The coding region runs from base 1 to 1134 and encodes 377 amino acids. The transcript is spliced from 4 exons. Gene Ontology annotation, biological process: protein folding; protein peptidyl-prolyl isomerization. Gene Ontology annotation, cellular component: intracellular membrane-bounded organelle. Gene Ontology annotation, molecular function: protein binding; peptidyl-prolyl cis-trans isomerase activity.